ACGGGCACCGGAAGUCUUGUCCUGACUGCUUGUACCUUGACAGCGGCUGGCAACGUCCUGGCUUUCCCCUUAGUUUUGACGCUUCUCUCUCCUCUGUUGAGUUGGCAGUUUGUCUUUUUAAGAUGCUUCCCGCUGCGCUCUCCGUUACAUCAGCAACAUUAUUAUUGUUAUUAAUGACAUUAAUCGACCUGACAGAGAGCAAAGAGAAAGACUUUUACACUUUUAAGGUGGUAAACAGCAGAGGGAAGCUGGUUUCUUUGGAGAAGUACCGCGGUUCGGUGUCCCUGGUGGUGAACGUCGCCAGUGAGUGCGGUUUCACCGACCAGCACUACCGAGACCUGCAGCAGCUGCAGCGGGACUUCGGCCCGUUUCACUUCAAUGUCCUGGCUUUCCCCUGCAACCAGUUCGGCCAGCAGGAACCCGGCAGCGACAAGGAGAUCGACAGCUUCGUGCGAACCGUUUACGGAGCCUCCUUCCCGCUGUUCAGCAAAAUCGCUGUGGUUGGAACAGGAGCCAACAAUGUGUACAAAUACCUGGCAGAGGUGUCUGGAAAAGAGCCUGACUGGAACUUCUGGAAGUUCCUCAUCGACGUUGAUGGCAGAGUGGUGGACGGCUGGGGGCCGAAGGUUCCCAUCAUGGAGAUCCGGCCGAAGAUCGCCGACAUGGUGCGGCAGAUAAUCCUGAAGAAGAAGGAAGAGCUUUAACUCUCCGAUUCCUCCACGAACUGAACACAAGUUUUACAUUUCCAGUUUUAUCCGCAGCAGCUCCGGCUACUUUCUGAGAGCACUGAUCCAACACCACUCACUCUGUAAAAAAAUCUGAUGUUUUUAGAACAUUUCUAAACCAAAGAGCUUGUUUUUUUAAAUAAACUUUCACUGUGAUUCUAAGUUUGUUUUAUGCUCUGCAUCAUCACUGGUUGGUGGGACUCGAUUGCAGAGUCUUUAAUUAAUCACAGUUUAACUGAAGACUACAUCAACAAAACAACAUUUUCAAUUCAGAAACCCCUUUUUCUGCUAAAUAAAUGAAUAAAUAAAUGAGCUCAAUAAGACAUUUUCUGUUUUUAAUCUGUUAUUUAACCAUCAAAUUAGCGCAAAGUCCUUUUAUAUCCAUCCAGCAUCAGAU
Molecule: messenger RNA, 1122 nt
Organism: Poecilia latipinna (sailfin molly)
Lineage: Eukaryota; Metazoa; Chordata; Actinopteri; Cyprinodontiformes; Poeciliidae
Gene: gpx7
Product: glutathione peroxidase 7
Exons: 3
Coding region: 123-704 (193 amino acids)
Biological process (GO): response to oxidative stress
Molecular function (GO): glutathione peroxidase activity
Source: RefSeq, a predicted model, not a curated record